Molecule: messenger RNA, 1302 nt
Organism: Diabrotica virgifera virgifera (western corn rootworm)
Lineage: Eukaryota; Metazoa; Arthropoda; Insecta; Coleoptera; Chrysomelidae
Product: zinc finger protein 234-like
Exons: 3
Coding region: 1-783 (260 amino acids)
Biological process (GO): regulation of cytokine production; regulation of immune system process; negative regulation of transcription by RNA polymerase II
Source: RefSeq, a predicted model, not a curated record
AUGGUAAAAUAUGGCGGAUACGAUCCGUAUCGAGUGUUCGUAAUCCCACCUCUUCUUCAUUUCGCUGUUGUGGCGAGCAGUCGUUUGUUAGAAGAUGCAUUGUACAAGUUUAGGGAAGCCGGUAGUUUGAAACGUCAUUUAAGAUUGCACACUGGAGAAGCUCCUCACAAGUGUAAUAUUUGUCUUAAGCAGUUUAAUGAAAGGGGAAAUUUGAAAAUUCAUUUGAGAGUGCACUCAGGAGAAACACCAUACAGCUGUGAAAUUUGUUGUAAGGAAUUUAACCAAGCAAACUACACAGUGGAGAAGAACUUCCCAAGUGUGAAAUUUUUGAGACUACACAGUGGAGAAGAACUUCCCAAGUGUGAAAUUUGUUUUAAACAGUUUAGUAGAGCAUCUACUUUAAAAAGACAUUUGACAGUGCACACUGGAGAAAAACCUCAGAAGUGUGAAAUUUGUUUUAAGCAGUUCUCUCUUAAAGAGAAUUUGAAAACGCAUUUGAGAGUACACACUGGAGAAAAACCUCACAAGUGUGAAAUUUGUUGUAAGCAGUUUAACCAAGCAAGUCAUUUAAAAGCACAUUUGAGAGUACAUACUGGAGAAAAACCUCACAAGUGUGAUAUUUGUUGUAAGCAGUUUAACCAAGCAAGUCAUUUAAAAUCACAUUUGAGAGUACAUACUGGAGAAAAACCUAACAAGUGUGAAAUUUGUUGUAAGCAGUUCUCUUCUAAAGAUAAUUUGAAAACACAUUUGAGUACACACUGGAGAAAAACCUCACAAGUGUGAAAUUUGUUGUAAGCAGUUUCACCGAGCACAUAGUUUUAAAGCACAUUUGAGAGUACACACUUUAGAAGAACUUCACAAGUGUGAAAUUUGUUUUAAACAGUUUAGUGAUGCAGGUCAAUUGAAAAGACAUUUGAGAGUGCACACUGGAGAAAAACCUCACAAGUGUGAAAUUUGUUUUAAGCAGUUCUCUCUUAAACAGAAUUUGAAAACACAUGUGAGAGUACACACUGGAGAAAAACCUCGUAAGUGUGAAAUUUGUUUUAAGCAGUUUUCCGAUAAAACUAAUUUUAAAAGACAUUUGAGAGUACACACGGGAGAAGGACUUCACUAGUGUGAAAUUUGUUUUAACCUUCCGAUGACCAACCUUUUUUUCUAACACGGAUGACCAACGGUUGUCAAAAAUGACCCCCGGUCAAAAAUGAAAUUUAGCAAACAAAUUAAGUUAGUUUGAGAAAUAAAAUAAUGUAUUCAUAAUUUUUAUAUUGGUAUUAUAACAAUAAAUGAUGAUUAAACUUUAAA